This is a messenger RNA of Prorocentrum cordatum, 318 nucleotides long. Lineage: Eukaryota; Dinophyceae; Prorocentrales; Prorocentraceae. The record is from the annotation of a GenBank genome assembly.
AUGACCACAGCAUCUGCUUCUUGUUUGCGCCGCCUUCCAGCCGGCCCCAAAAAAAGCAGUGGUUGUGGUAAUUUCCCUCGUGCCCAGCUCAACGAAAAUGACCACAACGGCUGCUUUCUUUCUGCUGGCUGGAAGGCGGCAACAAAAAAAAAACAGUGGCUGUGGUCGUUUUCGCGUCCCGUAAGGGUUGGCGGCACGACGCGUUUCACCCAAUUCGAUGCCAGCGCACCUGCGGUGCACAUGGCUCUCUUUUUCUGCCUUUCUCUCUCUCUCUCUGCUUUUCCCUGGCAUGAAAACACACAUUCCGUCAAUUGCUGA